UUAGGAGUGAGACAACAAACAGGUGUGAGAGAUGUCCUUCACUGUUGUCAAAGACAAUAAGGUGACUGUGGUCACUGUGGUGGCUGACCAGAAGAGCAUAUUGCCUCCGCUGUGCCAAAUCUUGAAGACUCUUUGCUACAGUCCGACGUGCUGCUCAGUGGAUAAGGGGCUGAUGCAGACCAGUGUGACUGCAGGUCUCGGGACUGUACAGAUCAUGGUGGGGCUGUUCAACAUCGGACUUGGGCCUGGACGAACAUACAUACAACCUCAGGAUCUGCCUCAUUUGGCUGCUGCAUACUGGCUGGGUGCUGCGUUCAUCAUCGCUGGAAUCACGACCCUUGUUGCCGGGCAGUUUCCCUCUCUUUGUUUGGUAGUCUUUGCCGUAUUGAUGAACAUCAUCGGAGCCAUUUUCGCCAUUAUUGGCAUUGUGCUGUACGGCAAAGACAUAGCAGAAACCUCUGUCUACAGCAUGUGUCUCGCUUGGUUUAUAAAACUGUAUCAUGUUCGUGACAACUGUGGAGAUGUGGCGGCCAUUGCUCAAUACCUGCUGGGAGCUGUGGACAUUGCUCUGAUCGUCAUGGCUGUUCUCCAGCUGUGUGUCUGCAUCAGUUUUGCUGCUCUGGGCAUCAAAGCUCUGAUCAACAGGAAGAAGGAAGAGGGUGAUGUUGAAGGUCAGCAGACACAGCUGAAGGACGUCCUCCUGACCAGUCCUGGUGCUUAAAAUCAAUUCAGCUAAAAACAUAAAAGCACGACUAUGAGUCGUUGUUAGACUUGUGAUUUUAAACACACUUGCUGAAAGUAAUCAAAACUGCUACUUAUCCGGGACACUUUUUGUUCAGUUUGUGUCCAGUUUUUUAUUUGCUUGUCAGUUAUAUUUUAAAGUAAA
Messenger RNA from Plectropomus leopardus (leopard coralgrouper), 886 nucleotides. RefSeq lists its product as uncharacterized. The record is from RefSeq and is a predicted model, not a curated record. Gene Ontology annotation, cellular component: membrane. NCBI's taxonomy places the organism in Eukaryota, Metazoa, Chordata, Actinopteri, Perciformes, Serranidae.